Spodoptera litura is the source of this 1705-nucleotide messenger RNA. Its product is annotated as regulatory particle non-ATPase 5. Lineage: Eukaryota; Metazoa; Arthropoda; Insecta; Lepidoptera; Noctuidae. The record is from RefSeq and is a predicted model, not a curated record. Gene Ontology annotation, cellular component: proteasome regulatory particle, lid subcomplex; cytoplasm.
GUAAUUCAUUCGUUCUGUCAUUCAAUCUUUGUCUUGUCAUAAUCGUGAGUUUGCAUUACCGAGCAUUUUGGAAAGCUUUUCAUUGUUUACUGAUUAAUUUUAUUCAAAUUUGUUAAAAAUGUCGACGAACGGCGAUAUCACUAGUCUUGAUGCCAGCGGCAAAAUUGUUAAAAUGGAAGUCGACUACAGUGCCAUCUGCGAUGAGAAGAUACCACUGUGGAAGUCAUGGGCAUCAAAAGGAAAAAUUCAAGAAGCUAUCGACCAACUUUUGGCCUUAGAAAAACAAACGAGAACUGGUGCUGACAUGGCUUCAACUGCCAGGAUUCUGGUGGCAAUAGUGCAGAUAUGUUAUGAAGCUAAAAACUGGUCUGCACUUAAUGACCAAAUAGUUCUUUUGUCCAAAAGAAGGUCCCAAUUGAAGCAAGCAGUAGUGAAAAUGGUACAAGAAUGUUGCACUUACGUAGACAAGACACCUGAUAAAGAAACCAAAAUAAAACUUAUUGAAACUUUGAGAUCAAUAACUGAAGGCAAGAUUUACGUGGAAGUCGAGAGAGCUAGGCUUACACAUAUCUUGGCAAAGAUUAGAGAGGAAGAGGGAAAUGCAGCUGAAGCUGCUAAGAUCAUCCAAGAACUCCAGGUUGAGACUUACGGUUCCAUGGAUAAGAGAGAAAAGGUUGAGCUUAUCCUGGAACAAAUGAGAUUAUGCCUUAACAUCAAAGACUAUAUCCGCACGCAAAUCAUUUCCAAAAAGAUCAACACCAAGUUCUUUGAGGAGGAUGAUACUCAGGAAUUGAAAGAGAAGUUCUACCGGCUGAUGAUAGCUGUAGAUCAGCACAACGGUCAGUAUUUGUCAGUAUGCCGUCACUUCAGGGCACUAGGCCAGUUGGCUGGUUCCGACGCUCUUAUUGGAAGUGUUGUGUUCCUGAUCCUGGCUCCUUAUGACAACGAACAAGCUGAUCUGACGCACAGAGUCAAUGAAGAUAAGGAUUUGGAUAAACUGCCAGAGUACAAACAAUUACUGGGCUUGUUCAUCAACCCAGAGAUCAUCAGAUGGAACACCUUAUGCUCUACAUAUGAGAAGAUGUUGCGAGGUACACCAUACUUCGACUCCUCCGAUGAGAAGGGCCAGGAACGCUGGAAUGACCUUAAGAAUAGGGUUGUUGAACAUAAUAUUCGUAUAAUGUCGAUGUACUACACUCGCAUUACUUUGAAGCGUAUGAGUGAGUUACUGGGACUGAGUGAGACGGAAACAGAGGAGGCCCUCAGUCAAUUGGUCGUCAGUGGUGUGGUUCGCGCCAAGAUCGAUCGUCCCGCAGGCGUAGUGCAUUUCAGUUUGAAUAUGGACGCGUCAGACCGUCUCAACGAAUGGUCGAACAACCUAAACACGUUGAUGCAACUUGUGAACAAAACGACACAUCUUAUCAACAAAGAAGAAUGUGUACACAAACAUCUCCUAGCAACCGCAGAAUAAAUAGAUAUUAUUAAUAUUUCCUAUAAAAAAACUUUUACAUUGUAUUCCAAAUUGUCCUAAUAAUACUAAAAUUUUAUAGUACAUUUCACUGUGUGAAAUUAUAUCGUGAGGGAACUCUUAACAAUUUUUUUGUUUUUUUUUUUUGUCACUGGUCUCUAAGAAAUCUGGAUGUCUGUUAUUUUAAAGCUGUUUAGUUUUAUUAUUAUAAGGUUGGAAUAAAUAUUUAACUUUAUA